AUGAGUGAUAACGAUCCACUGUUGCAAGCACUGAACGAGGAUAAUAGUGGUGAUGUACCUGAAGCUGCACCACAACAGCCAUCUCCGGAGCAAUUGGCGAGAGAUCGGGCGCUGUCGAAGUAUAAGUCGAAGCUAUCUGAACACCGUAAUUGGGAUGCACGUCUAAAGGAGCUUCGUCUGAGUAUAAGAUCGCUGGAGAGUGAUUUCGAUAAGACCGAGGACGAUAUCAAAGCGCUGCAAAGUGUAGGACAGGUGAUUGGUGAGGUGCUGAAACAGUUGGAUGAUGAGAGAUUUAUAGUGAAGGCUUCGAGUGGACCAAGGUACAUUGUCAAUUGCAGAAACUCCAUCAAGAAGGAGGAUUUGAAGCAAGGUGUACGUGUUGCAUUGGAUAUGACAACUCUGACGAUAAUGCGUAUCCUCCCAAGAGAGGUUGAUCCUCUGGUUUAUAACAUGACGACAUUCAAACAGGAGGAUGUGAACUUUGGAACUGUUGGUGGUUUGUCAGAACAGGUUAGAGAGUUGAGAGAGGUUAUUGAAUUACCUUUGAAGAAUCCAGAGCUAUUCCAGAGAGUUGGUAUAAAACCUCCAAAGGGUGUUUUGUUAUACGGUCCUCCAGGUACCGGUAAGACACUUUUGGCAAAGGCUGUGGCAUCCACAAUUGGUGCCAAUUUCAUUUUUUCUCCAGCAUCGGCCAUUGUGGACAAGUACAUUGGUGAGUCUGCAAGAUUGAUCCGUGAAAUGUUUAGCUAUGCAAAGGAGCAUGAGCCUUGUAUCAUCUUUAUGGAUGAAAUCGAUGCCAUCGGUGGUCGUCGUUUCAGCGAGGGUACCUCGGCAGAUCGUGAAAUUCAGCGUACAUUGAUGGAAUUGUUGAACCAAAUGGAUGGUUUCGAUUACUUGGGACAAACUAAGGUCAUCAUGGCAACCAAUAGACCAGACACUUUGGAUCCAGCACUUCUGAGAGCUGGACGUUUGGAUAGAAAGAUUGAAAUCCCAUUACCAAACGAGGCUGGCCGUCUAGAUAUUUUCAAGAUCCACACUGCAAAGAUCUCUAAACAGGGAGAAUUCGAUUUUGAAGCCGCUGUAAAGAUGAGUGAUGGAUUUAACGGUGCCGAUAUUCGUAAUGUUGUCACUGAAGCUGGGUUCUUUGCCAUUAGAGCUGAUAGAGACUACAUUGUUCAAAAUGACUUGAUGAAGGCUGUAAGAAAGGUUGCAGAGACAAAGAAGUUAGAAGGUAAGUUGGAGUACGAAAAGUUAUAA
Williopsis jadinii is the source of this 1257-nucleotide messenger RNA. It is a transcript of the gene RPT4, whose product is annotated as proteasome regulatory particle base subunit RPT4. Gene Ontology annotation, biological process: positive regulation of RNA polymerase II transcription preinitiation complex assembly. Gene Ontology annotation, molecular function: ATP binding; proteasome-activating activity; ATP hydrolysis activity. NCBI's taxonomy places the organism in Eukaryota, Fungi, Ascomycota, Saccharomycetes, Phaffomycetales, Wickerhamomycetaceae. Gene Ontology annotation, cellular component: proteasome regulatory particle, base subcomplex; cytosolic proteasome complex. The coding region runs from base 1 to 1257 and encodes 418 amino acids. The record is from RefSeq and is a predicted model, not a curated record. The transcript has a single exon.